AUGAACCCAGCAGACCACAUCAACCAGACCCUUUCUGCCCAGAUGUCUCUGUUGGAGCAACAUGACAAUACGCUCAAGGCCCUCAUGGAACACAUGAAGGAGUUUUCUAUCAGCCUGGCAAGCCUGAGGACUCAAGUAAUCAACACAACGGCCACUGAUAAUAUUUCUGCUCCUUCUGCUGCCCCAUCGCUAGUCCUGCCUCCUCCUACCAGAGAUGUUUUUGUUCCUCCACCGGCACCGUACCACGGCGACCUGGGGUCAUACCUCCGUUCCGCACCGCCUGACCCCAGCCCAGCACCGCCUGACCCCAGCUCUGCACCCAGCCCUGCCCCGCCUGGUCCCAGCCCCAUUCCCGGCUCUCCUGUGUUUUGA
Knipowitschia caucasica is the source of this 372-nucleotide messenger RNA. Lineage: Eukaryota; Metazoa; Chordata; Actinopteri; Gobiiformes; Gobiidae. The record is from the annotation of a GenBank genome assembly.